This is a messenger RNA of Vitis riparia (riverbank grape), 1690 nucleotides long. RefSeq names its product ATPase ARSA1-like. Lineage: Eukaryota; Viridiplantae; Streptophyta; Magnoliopsida; Vitales; Vitaceae. The record is from RefSeq and is a predicted model, not a curated record. The coding region runs from base 10 to 1251 and encodes 413 amino acids. Gene Ontology annotation, biological process: post-translational protein targeting to endoplasmic reticulum membrane. Gene Ontology annotation, cellular component: GET complex. Gene Ontology annotation, molecular function: ATP hydrolysis activity; ATP binding. The transcript has 12 exons.
UAGAAGAGAAUGGCACUUUCUGUUUCCUCAUUUGCUUCGUCUUCCUGCCGUAAUUUUCCUGCUACCAAUACCAUGGCAGCGGUGGGUUUGCGCUCUGACUUACCCAAAAUCCACACACCUAUUUCUCUAUGCAAAACUUACCCCACCUUCAGAGUCAGUUUUCUCCCUGUCAGAGUCACAAGAAAACCUCCAAGGAAAUCACUUCAAGUGAGAUCAGUGGCUGCUCCUUCAGAAGCUGUUGCUGGGUUUGAUGAGAUGGUUUCUGGGACCGCACGGAAGUAUUACAUGCUAGGUGGGAAGGGUGGUGUUGGAAAAACAAGUUGUGCUGCAUCACUUGCCGUAAAAUUUGCGAACAAUGGGCACCCCACACUAGUGGUUUCAACUGAUCCAGCACAUUCUCUGAGUGAUUCUUUUGCCCAGGAUUUGACUGGGGGGAUGUUGGUACCAGUUGAAGGACCUGAUUCACCAUUGUUUGCUCUUGAGAUAAACCCUGAAAAAGCUCAGGAAGAAUUCCGCAAUGCAAGUCAGAAAAAUGGGGGAACCGGUGUCAAAGAUUUCAUGGAUGGCAUGGGCCUUGGGAUGCUUGUUGAACAGUUAGGAGAGUUAAAACUAGGAGAGCUAUUGGACACACCUCCUCCUGGUCUGGAUGAAGCUAUUGCAAUUUCCAAGGUUAUGCAAUUUCUUGAGUCACAAGAAUAUAGUAUAUUUACUCGAAUCAUUUUUGAUACUGCACCCACGGGUCAUACACUGCGGCUUUUGUCCUUACCAGAUUUCUUGGAUGCAUCUAUUGGCAAGAUAUUGAAGCUUAAGCAGAAGUUAGCUUCAGCUACUUCAGCCAUCAAAUCUGUUUUUGGACAAGAAGAAACCCGGCAGGAUGCUGCUGACAAAUUAGAGCGACUAAGGGAGAGAAUGGUAAAAGUGCGGGAGCUUUUCCGUGACACAGACUCAACAGAAUUUGUCAUAGUAACAAUCCCUACGGUGAUGGCGAUUAGUGAGUCAUCAAGGUUACAUGCUUCCUUGAAGAGGGAAAAUGUUCCUGUCAAGAGGCUAAUAGUCAAUCAGGUUCUUCCCCCAUCUACCUCAGACUGCAAAUUUUGUGCGAUGAAGAGGAAGGAUCAGAUGCGUGCUCUUGACAUGAUCAAGGAUGAUCCAGAACUCUCCAACUUGACACUAAUCCAGGCACCCCUAGUUGAUGUGGAGAUCAGAGGUGUUCCAGCACUUCAAUUUAUGGGGGACAUAGUUUGGAAAUGAAGAUCUGCUUACUGACAUUUAUGAUUGGUAUACCAGGUAUUAAAUACUGUCUUUGGCUAAUUCUUGCAUGCAAGCAUAGCAGUCACAAGCCAGAUUGUAUUCACAGAGUUUUAAUUACACAACGAGCGGCAUGGGAAUCUUCACAAGUGGUAAAGCAUGCAGAAGAUCAAGUAUACUUAUGGUUGUUGCUUGGAAAAAUGUUCUACUCACAGUGAAAGCUUUGGGACUGUUUCAUCUUAUGGUUAGUUUGAUGAAUGGAAAAUCCCAGAUGCCGAGAACCAUUUUCUUACUGUCACUGAUCACUGAUCACUGCCUGUAAUUCAUUAACUUUUCCUUAAGAUAGAUUUUAUCAUGUCAAGUUGAGAUAUGAACUCUCAAGCAAAUAUAUGUGGCCUUAGGCUGUCAAAUAUAUACAACACUUGUGUUACAUUUUGCUUCA